AUGUAUACACCAGCUGUGAGAGAAGCACAAGCAGCAGAAAAGUCUGCACAGGAUAGACUACAGGCGGUUAUGCGGGUAUUAGAAGAACAGAAUAAAAAACUACAGGAAACACAAAAUGAAUUAAAUAGUGUAUGUCGAUCAUUAAAUACAUUGGCUGCAUAUACACAAGUUGAAAUGCGCUGUGAAGAUAACAGAGGAAGUACUCAAGCAGCAAUACGGGCUACGCAUGCUCGUAUGUGUACCCCAACAUUAUUAAUUGCUUCUAUACAAGAAAAGAUAAGUGCCUUACAAUCAAGGCCGUUAAUGGUAAAUAGUCCUCCUAUUCCUAUAUCAGAACACUCCUACAAUGGCUUUGAUCCUCUCACUUUAGCUUUACAUCGAUUGGAGGAAACACGAGAGGAAUGUUAUCACCUGCAACGACAGGUAGCUUUAUAUAAGGACCAACAACAAGAGAAACAACAUUCAUCUCAACAAGAAGAAGAAUCAAAAGCUAUAUCGAAUCAUUUUACUGGAAUUCAUGCUGCGGAUCUAGUUGAAGGGUUUUCAAUGGAAUCUUAUAGUUACGAAGUACAACAAACGAUGCUUCAAGAACAAAGACGUUUUUUCUUAACGAUGAAAUCUCUGAAAGGUAUAAACACCAUCUUAUUGCGUCCGUCUGAAAAACCUAAUAUUGAUUUAUACACACGAAGGUCACUUCCUCUCUUUGUGGGACACAGUCUCUCUUUACAUCAGUGGAUGAAUACAGAGAAUACUCAACCUAGUAGAUAUGCUGUUGUCUUUUAUCCAUUACCACCAGAUCGUCAGAAUGAGUUACCAAAAGAAUAUUUAGAAAAAUUGUUGUUAACCAAGGCGAAAGAAAGUCAUGGUAAACUUAAAAUCGUUGAUUUAUCUUCUUCUUCUACUACUACUACUACUACUACUACUACUACUAGUAAAGGUAAUAGUGGUACUUGUGGAAAUACUAAGAGUGAUGUGUACCUUUCUGCUAAUGCUGUUCGUUUCUCAGCAGAUGGUUCCUUCAUGUAUGUUUGUUUAGGCGACAUUAAUAAUAGUGUAGAUGAAACCAAACGUGUGGUUCUCCUGCGUAUUGUGGAUUUACUGCGAGAAGGUCUUCAAAUGGCAUCUACACAUUGUUUUUGUUAUUACACAUCCAUACCAUUAAGUGUUGGAUGGACAGCCGCUGGGAUUUCUGCAUGGGCGUUAGAUGAGAUUACCUUUACAUCUCCUGCAGAGCGACAGCGGUUUAUUCAUCAUCUCGGUGAAAUAUACAAAACGGUGAUUCACCUCACACGAUCGGAGGUGCUGAACUUUGCGGGGGAAUGUGUGGAAGUUAUUUCACAUCCAAUCAUUGGUGGAGUUUCACUGCGGCGGCGAUGUAUUAUUAUUUCUGCCCGCGCCUUUCGUUCCCUGUCGGAACACAACCGCGCUGUAUUGACGGCCUGGUAUAAUAAUAAUAAUAAUAAUAAUAAUAAUAAUAAUAAUAAUAAUGACAGUAAUAAUAGUAAUAGUGGAGGAGGAUGUAUAAUACCGGAUUUAUCGAUGAUUGAAAGUGUUUGUGGGUACUCUGCGGCCUCAAUGAUGGUGUCUGCGAUUACACAUGGAUGCGAAGUGCCGCCGCCCAUCCGUUACGGGAUUCUCUCCUUUCUUGGAAUUGGAGUGAGUGAUUGA
Molecule: messenger RNA, 1668 nt
Organism: Trypanosoma theileri
Lineage: Eukaryota; Euglenozoa; Kinetoplastea; Trypanosomatida; Trypanosomatidae
Exons: 1
Coding region: 1-1668 (555 amino acids)
Source: RefSeq, a predicted model, not a curated record